Molecule: messenger RNA, 3487 nt
Organism: Tachysurus fulvidraco (yellow catfish)
Lineage: Eukaryota; Metazoa; Chordata; Actinopteri; Siluriformes; Bagridae
Gene: tbx15
Product: T-box transcription factor 15
Exons: 8
Coding region: 333-2162 (609 amino acids)
Biological process (GO): cell fate specification; positive regulation of DNA-templated transcription; regulation of transcription by RNA polymerase II
Cellular component (GO): nucleus
Molecular function (GO): RNA polymerase II cis-regulatory region sequence-specific DNA binding; DNA-binding transcription factor activity, RNA polymerase II-specific
Source: RefSeq, a predicted model, not a curated record
CUCGACACUUCGAAAAAAGUUCUCCAGAAGCGAGUAUCAAUCAGAGCGGAGAAAGAAAGACACAGACAGAGGAAUAUAAAGUGGAGCCACACCAAACUAGAAGAUAUAUGAGCGAAAUACAGCUCGAAGCGAGGCGAAAACACUUUAGGAAUGGCCUUGUACGUGUCCAGGAUCUUUAAACGUGCGAAUUAGAUGUUCAUUUGGAUUAUUUUUGUCACUGGAGAACUUUUUGAACUUGUACAAUCAUUGUGCGUGUCUACGCCUGCUCUGUACUCGGUGCUUGCGGAAGGCGCUGUUAAGAUUCACUCUCGGCUGGAUUUGCCGUGGGAGAGAUGAGCGAGAGGAGGCGAUCGGCCGCCGCGCUGAGCUCCAGAGCGCACGCCUUCUCGGUGGAGGCCCUCAUCGGCUCCAACAAAAAGCGCAAGCUCCGAGGCUGGGAGGAAAAGGCUCUCGAGCUCUCUAUGGAAAACCUCGCAAGCAACGGACAGCUGGGAGACGGAGAAGACACCGGUCAGUGCCUGGAUAUCGACCCGGAUUGUGAGGCCAGUCCAGGCUCGGAUGGCGAGGUGAUGCCGGAGAGAUCGUCGUGCUCGCUCGGUAGCCCUGCGGAUCUGAACCCCGCCGCAUCUAUGGAUGAGAUCCAGGUGGAGCUUCAGUGCGCGGACCUGUGGAAGCGCUUUCACGACAUCGGCACGGAAAUGAUCAUCACCAAGGCAGGAAGGAGAAUGUUUCCUGCCAUGAGAGUUAAAAUUCUGGGGCUGGAUCCACAUCAGCAGUAUUAUAUAGCCAUGGACAUAGUACCUGUGGACAACAAGAGAUACAGAUAUGUUUAUCACAGCUCAAAGUGGAUGGUGGCUGGAAAUGCAGACUCUCCUGUGCCUCCGCGUGUGUAUAUCCAUCCAGAUUCACUGGCCUCCGGGGACACGUGGAUGAGACAGGUGGUCAGCUUUGACAAACUGAAACUCACCAAUAAUGAGCUGGAUGACCAAGGACAUAUCAUCCUACACUCCAUGCACAAGUAUCAACCUCGUGUUCAUGUGAUCCGGAAGGACUUCAGCAGUGAGCUUUCUCCUACUAAACCAGUGCCAUCCGGGGAAGGUGUGAAGACUUUCAGCUUCCCUGAAACUGUUUUCACCACCGUCACAGCGUAUCAAAACCAACAGAUUACCCGACUAAAAAUCGACCGCAACCCGUUUGCAAAAGGUUUCAGGGACUCGGGGAGAAACAGGACAGGCCUGGAGGCAAUCAUGGAAACAUAUGCCUUUUGGAGACCACCUGUGAGGACGCUUACAUUUGAGGAUUUCACUAACAUGCAGAAACAGCAAGGAGGGAGCACUGGCACAUCUCCUACUACCUCGAGCACUGGUACACCAUCUCCUUCAAGCGCGUCUCACCUUCUCUCACCCUCAUGCUCUCCUCCUACCUUCCAUCUUGCUCCCAACACCUUCAAUGUGGGCUGCCGGGAAAGCCAGCUCUGUAACCUGGGGUUAUCUGAGUAUCCUGCCUGUGCCAGAAGCAAUAUGCCAACCUUGCAGGGCUACGGAGGACUGGCUGAUGGAUCCUACGGCCGUCUCCAGUCAGCAGGUGGCAGCAUGGCCCCCACCCAGCCUUCAGACUCUUUUCUGCCCCAGAGGACUUCCUCUUUAAUCGCAGCAGGCAUGCAGGGCAGCCCUCACUCCUCAUUGCCCACCAGUAGCAAUGGCGGAUGCAGCAGCGGUGGCAAAAUGGAUGCUUAUGGAAGUCAGUUGUCGUCUUUCCCCACCUCACAGCUCCAGUACGUGAUGCAGGCAGGGGCAGGUACGGCCUCUGGCUCGUCCUCUUCUCCAGGGACUUCCCCUUCCUCGGCACACAUGUUUUCCGGGAGUCAUCACCACAUGCAGCAGGGCUCAUAUAAUGCCUUUUCCUUGCACAAUCCCUACAACCUCUAUGGAUACAACUUCCCAGCUUCCCCACGCUUGGCCACCAACUCAGAGAAAUCUCAGGCCAGCCUACUGUGCUCAUCCUCUUCUGCCGGGGCCUUUGCUGAGCGUCAGUACCUAUCCAGUGGCAGCAUGGACAGCAUGCACAUGAUAGGAAACCCCGGCAGUAGUCAGCAGGUGUCCACAGCUUGUGAUGGUCGCCAGUAUGGCUCCUCCUCUCAGAUGUCUAUGCACAUGGUUUAAAAGAACGAAAACCAGGUUUAAACGUUGAGUGUCACCAGAGCAAGAAGUCAUAUCAAACUGUUUCAUCUAUUUGUCUGCUAUCAUAGAAUUUUGACAUUAAAAAAAAAAAUCAGAUUGUUACUGAUGGACAAAGUUAAAACAAAUCUUGGAUCCUUUUAAAAAGGAGCUAAUCAUCUCAUGUGCAGACUUUAAAUCACUAAUCAGACGUACAUGGACAGCAUAAAUGUGUUAUUUAUGUCAUUUUUCUUUAUGAUACAUGCCAAAAAUAGGCUAAUACAUUUUAGAUCAUAUGAACCUGUAUUUCUGUAUUUUCCAGUCUCAAUCCAAUGCAGUAUCUUAUGAAGUCUUUAUCUUAGGAGGGUGCUCUUCAAGGAUUCUUGUGAGAUUUGGUGCAAUAAUGGACUCUUAUCACACGCAUCUUUUAAACAAUGGACAUUCAAAGCUGAACUAGAUGUUGUUUUGUCAAACAAUAAAAAGCAGAUCAAUCUGCUUCACAACAAAGUAAUUUCAGAGAAAUGGAAACAUUAUGCAGUGUUUUUAGUGAAUAUUAUUCACCCGUGAUAAUAAGUGGGAAAAGUUACCCUGAAAGACACUGAUGGGCAGGAACAAGAUUUGGUCAAUUGGAUUUGAUUACUUUUGGUCAAUUUUAACCUUGCCUAUUUUAUUAGAAGUUACUUAACUAAAUUUGGAGUGUAUCACCUUUUAGACACUAAGCUUUAAUGUUGAUGUGUGGAAAAUAUAGAAAACCAGAAUAAUAAAUGUAUGUUUUGGAGUGCUAUAGAAGUGUAAAGUAUUUAAGUGCUACGUGACAAAACAAAUGUGCAGUAAAUAUAAGUGCCAAGCACAAAACCUUACCGAUGCAAUUCAAUUCCUACAAAUUACACUAUUUGGCAGCCUGUGAAAAAAAUGAAGAAGCAACAUUUAUUCUUUCAACUGAUUGUGAAUUAUGUAUAUCAACGUGGUAAAGAAGGGACAAUCAUUUGCUUCCCAAAUAUGCAGGAGAUGUAAAUAGUGGGUCAUAAGCUUGUUAUUAAAAUCCAAUUUUUGUGAACAUUUUGUGAAAUAAAGAACUUAUCUGUCAGGACUUUAAAGACACAAACCAAAGCCUGUGUUCUGACAUUUUCAAAUGCUGUACAAGCCACUUUUACAACAACUGUUGAAAGAUCAAGCGUGGAAGUGAUGAGACAGGGCAGUUCCCUUCUCAUCCAGCAGGAACGAAAUCGUGGUGUUCUGGAUUGGUCAGUGAAUGUAAAUCUGUGUCUCCUACAAACAUAUCUUAUUGCCAUAUGCAUGAGACAGAGUAGGUCCAUGAGGAUCAGAAAUGA